Cinara cedri is the source of this 4942-nucleotide messenger RNA. NCBI's taxonomy places the organism in Eukaryota, Metazoa, Arthropoda, Insecta, Hemiptera, Aphididae. The record is from the annotation of a GenBank genome assembly.
UUAGUAUACAAGUAUAUUAUAGAUACUAUAGUUAAUUUGUUUAUAGGUAUGUGGCGUGUAUAGGAUUUUGUUAAUGAGGGAAGUUUAUAAUUUUAAAAUCGUGUGUCAUACAUACUGGUAAGUAUGCCGUAUACUAAACCAUAAGACUAAAAAAAAUAUUUAAUUUAUACAUUUUUGUAAGUAAUUUAUAAUUAUUUAAACUAUUCUAAAAUUUAUAUUUAAAUCGAAUUAACUAAGUAAAAUACUAUUACUAGUAUUGGUUUAGUAUAGAUACUAAUCUGGUUCUAAUGUGUCGUUUUAAACAAAAAAAUGGAUAACCUCCAUGUUUUGGUUUUUUGAUAUUAUAUUAAAUAACACAUUUUUGACACAUGUUUAAACACAUUUUAGAUUUUUUUGACCAGAAAACUAUAACUUCUACGACAACUUUGUGAUAACUUGUCAGCAGGGGUGGAGUGAGAACCAAUUCAGUCCGGGAGAUUAAAAUUUAUCCAGGCAACCCAAUAAAAUAUGUACUUACCAAACAUAAUUUUUCUUGCGUUUUAAUUUGAACCAAUGGUGCCAGGAUUUUAAGUUGAGAGAAGUUAAAUACAUUUCUUCUUAAAGCAUGAUCGAAAAUAAGAAGGGGUAGAGGAAAUUUCCACCCUCCUAAAUAAUUUACAAAAAUGAUUUCAUCAAUAUGCAUUGAAAUGUAAUAAUUCAAACGAAAAUGUAGAUAACGCCAAACCGGAUUUUUUACACUAUAUACAUUAUAUACCUACGUGUGUGUGUGUUAAUACAAAUAAUACUUACUAUGAAUUUUAUCUUCCUAAUAUUAUUAUUUUACAUCAUUCGUCAUUAUGUACUUAUAUUAUGUAUUUCAUAUAUGUUAUAUGCAUAACGAAAACUGGCUGUUCUAUUUUUCUUAUCUCGACACAUUUGUUUUCACAUUUGAACCUGCAGUAUUAAAAAAACAGAAUAUGUUUUACGACUGCAUCGUAGGUACUAGAUGAAUAGUGGGGUAUAUAAUUUAAUCAAAAUAUCAUUUUCGUCUGCACCAGCUGACCUCUGUAUAAUAAAUUGACAUAUUAAACACUUUACACGCGUACACUGAUAAUAAUUAUAUAUUAAUUGCAUUACAUGGGCAAACAUGUCAUUGAAAAUAAACAAUGAGUUUGAGAAUACAAUAACAUGUAUACAUAACUAACUUUAGCCUUCACCAAUGCAGAGGCGGUGUUUAGGGGAGCCGCGGGAGCCAUAGUCCCCCCCUAUACAUUUUGUUUUACUGUACUCGUAUAAAUAGUUUUUUUCUAAUUAUGUAUAGGCAUGCCUAUAUAAUAUAUAUAUUAAAAAAUAUUUCCCCACCCCCCUAGGCAAAGAACUAAAUCCGCUACUGCGCCAAUGAAUACCACACUAAUUUAACAUUUAUAGCAUCCACUUUAUGUUAUACACAUAAUAUUAUACAGCCAUACAGGGUUUUCUACGAAGAUUUACCCGUCUCCCCAGAGAAUAAAGAUAAUAAAAUUCUGUUUUUUCCUUUUUAUUAUUAUUACUUGCAGGGAUAAGGACUACACAUUUUAUAUUUUAAUUCAAUUUGCAUGUUUUAUUAAAUACUUAAAAAAAUAACUUUUAAUUUUAUUAUUUUGAAGUAUAUUAUAAUGAUUUGAAGAUAGCCAUUUUAUAGAGUUUAUUGUUCUUCUAAAUAUUUUGACGUAUUAACUUUUUAUUUUCAUUAAAUUAGUGAUUUUCAAUAAUUGUUUAAAGUUCAUAGUGCCUAUAAUUAUGUAGCAGGCCGUAAUCGUAGUCUGCGACACAAAAACUGGCGGUGGCCGCCAUAACACGCCCGCCAUAGUCCAACCGUUAGCCAUGAGUAAUCAAACUGCACUGCGCCGCAGCGAUGUUUACACGCCAGAAAGAGUUAAUACUUCCCAAGAUAACGAGUGUACCCACCUGGUAUAAUAUACAUAUUUGGGGGGAGGGGGUUCAGACUUCUGAAAUUCAAAUGAGAACCUUUAUUAGAAAUUCCAUAAAUAAAUGAAGUAAUAUUUCAAAUAAAUUUUAGUUUUGAAAUUUUUGAUUUCCGUCAACCCAUGACAAGAUAUUUAAUUUUCUAUUUUAGGCAGGGGGAGAGUAGUAGAACACUAUUCAAAUGCCGCGCUCCGUGCCGUGCUACUACACAAGCAACCACAGCGCGUAAAAAUUGCUGGUAGAAAAGUUAUCCACAAAAAAAAAAAUCGUAAUAUUUUACUUAUUUCAUACGUUUUCCCAUUUUUUUUUUGUUUUUGGUUUUUCACAUUUGAUGAGAAAACUCCUGAGAAAAAUCGAAAAAUAAUCAUCCUUAAGUACUAACCUAAGAAAAUUUCCUUUUAGAAAAGGGUCUUCAUAGUAUACAUCGGAGUAAGCUUUUUUGUAGAAAAUUCGAUAAAUAGAUGGAUUAUUAGUUAAAUAAAUUUUAGUUUUAAAUAUUUUUGAUUUCCGUCAAUCCAUUUACGAGAUAUUCCAUUUUUAAGUUUGGGUUGGAGGAGAGUAGUAAUGCAUUAUUAACACGCUGCAGGCCGUACCGCCACACAAAUAUUACUCAAAUGACAAAUUAAUUUUUUUUAUUGAAUUUUGGAUCUAGUAAAUGUAUUAUGAUCAUGUUUUAAUUUUCCCAAUUAUAUUGGAAAAACGAGAAAUUCACGAUCAUUCUCUACUCGCAGGCGCUUUAAAACAUGGGUUCAAGCAAAUAUGAGGGAUGAGCAACUCACAAGUCACAGGUCUCGCUUUGCUCAAUCCACAAAAAUGUAGUCAUAAAUAUUGAUGAAAUCAUUUCUAGAUUUGGAAAAACCAAAAAUGAAAAAUAAACUUUAUCAUUUUAUUUUAAAAAUGAACAAUAAUUAAUAAAGAUUCAAUAGUUAGUUGAUGAUUUACUAUCAUUAUUUUUAAUUAUGUAUUACUUUUUUGUCUUUUUUGAAAAAAUGACACCACAAAUUUUAGGUUUGGUGCGGGCCUGCUUAUUAGAUUACCUAUUUACGUUUACAAAAUUGUUGGAUGAUGACGUAAUAUUGAAUUUUUUGAAUUACAUCAAAGUUCAAGAGUGUUUAACAUUCAACCUUACCAUGUGAAACCUAUUUAAAAUCUAGAACGUUUUGGAUUUCUAAAAAUCUAAUUUGAUCUACCUAAGUAGCCUCGUUUAUAAAAAUAAAUUAACAUCUAUUUUAUAAAAUAAUUAUUUAUGUAUUAAAAUACAUUCAUUAUAAAGAAAAAUAUCACUGAUAUAGUAAUAUCUAUGACAAUAGUUAAGUAUACAGAGUUCAGUUUGUACAUUUUGCUAAAGACAAAUAUUUAUGGAAGAAGGUUCAAACUAAAUGACGUGAUAUCUAUGGAUUAUGGCCUGUAACAAAAUUAAAGUAAAGAUAGGUAGGUACCAAAAAUAGUGUAAUAUUCUUAAAACACGUUCAAUGUAAUAACAGGAAUAGUAUAUUAAUAUGUUCUAACCACUUGUAUCGCCACGACACCGUUGAUCAUAGCGAGUUAACGUCACCACAGAUAAAUCAAUUCGCAAUUAUUGUCUUUCGUAGUAGUUUUUAUCAAGUUAAUCAAAUUUUAAAUUUAAUUUCAGUAAAAUUGUGUUCGCAAAAAUUCAAAAUUUAGAGUAAUAUAUUCGAUGUAGUAUAUGAUAGUAGUAAUUGACUUUUGCAGCAAUUGUAGCAACCCCAUUAUACAAUCACGACAAUAGAUAAUAUUAUCUCUUACGCGAACACGCGUCGGUGACACGAAAAAUACUGAUAACGAACGUUUCAGAAUCCAGAUUACUAACGUUUAUGUUUUGCUUUCGAUCUGUAUUAUUUUUUCAUUUCUUUCAAUCAUUAUUAUUUCGUUUUACUGGGAUAGGGUUAAAUAAUUAUUUAGUUUGGUAUUAUUUCAUUUUUUCACAUCCAUCAUAUCGAUAUUAACACUGUUUGUAGACCAUGUCUUUGAACUUAACCAAAGCAACUGGCACCGAUUAUUUCCUUACCAAGGAACUAUUGGUAGCUCUUCUGGUUCUGCUUGUCACAUUAGGUAAGCAGUCUAUAUGAUAUUUUGAAUUUGAUCUACUCAUUUAUUGUCUAACAAUGUAUGUUUUUCUUCAGUACUGUUCAUUUUAUGGAAAAAAAGCCGGGCAACUAAAAGUGAUGUACUCCUUGUGGGGUUGUGUGAUUCUGGUAAGACUGCUCUCUUUUCAUACUUGUCUUUCAACAAACCAAUACAGUCGUUUAUGUCCCAAGUGGAGAAUAUUGCCGAGUAUAAAAGUAAAAAGGUAUUGUACUAAAACUAGGCACAUUAAAUUUUAGUAGCAAAAUGUACUGAAUUGUAAUUUUGGUUUUCUAGAGCUUGUUACGCCUAGUCGACAUUCCUGGACAUGAAAGAGUAUUCCCAAAAUAUUGGGAAAUGUAUAAAAUGAAUUGUAAAGGUGUUAUGUUUGUUAUAGAUUCAGAAACAGUACAGACUAACAUAUGUGAUGUGGCUGAGUAGGAAUUUCUUGAAAUUCUAUUAAUAUAUUGGGUAGUUUUAUGACUUGUCUAAUUACCUGUAUCUAAUUUUCAUUAUAUUAUAGGUUAUUGUAUAGAAUUUUAACUGAUGAUACUAUUCAAUCGAACAAAGUUAAAAUUAUGAUUGUGUGUAACAAACAAGAUAAACUGAUGGCCAAGGGAGCGGAAGUAAUAAAAACAUUACUUGAAAAUGAACUGUUAGUAAUUAGUAAUUAUUGUUAUCCUUGUGAUUUUACAUUUAUUUUAUUCUAUGUUUUAGAGAUACAUUGAAGUUAACUAAGAUGAGUCAGCUAGAAAGUAUUGAUGGCAAAAAGAACAAAUCUCUGCUGGGAAGAAAGAAGAAACAUUUUGACUUUUCACACUGCCCAAUGCCUGUUGAGUUUGCAGAAAUAAUUUCUGCAUGUCAAGAUGUAGUUUUAGAACCAGUUGUUAACUGGUUGGAAAAAAUGCAGUAA